AUGAAAACUCAGUCACAGCCUCUUGAAGCCCGUCGCUCUGCAAACUAUCGACCGUCUCUUUGGGAGCACGAGAAUCUCCUCUCGCUGGGGAACAAAUAUGCGAAAGAGGACAAUAUCGAGAGAGCUAAGUUAUUGAAGCAAGAAGUUAGUAAAAUGCUUGAUGACACAGAGGGUUUACUUGAACAGCUAGAGUUCGUUGACACUUUACAAAGGCUCGGAAUUUCUUACCAUUUCGAACGUGAAAUCAAGAAGGUUCUAACGAAUGUGCACGUUAGAAAUGUGAGGCACAGAAAGAGGGAUCGGAAGAGAUCUGAAGACUUAUAUGCGACUGCCCUUGAGUUCCGGCUCUUAAGGCAACAUGGUUUUAAUAUCGCACAAGAUGUUUUCGACUGCAAUUUUGGAGAUGGUUUGGAUGAUGAAGACAUCAAGAGUGUUCUUUCACUAUACGAAGCUUCAUAUCUCUCGACCAGAUUCGAUACUAAAUUGAAAGAGACCAUAUACUAUACAACAACACGACUUAAAAAGUUCGUGGAAAUGAAGAACAAUGAGACCACAUCUUAUGUUCAAAAGAUGGUGAUACGUGCGCUAGAAAUGCCAUACCAUCGGAGAGUGCGAAGAUUAGAAGCAAGAUGGUACAUAGACGUGUAUGGCGAGACGCAGGACAUGAACCCUAAGUUACUAGAAUUGGCGAAACUUGAUUUCAAUUUCGUACAAGUUAUCCAUCAAGACGAGCUCAAAACUCUUUCUAGCUGGUGGGGCAAGACGGGAUUAACAAAAACCCUUGAUUUCGUAAGAGAUCGAAUAACGGAGAGUUAUUUCUCAAGUGUUGGAGUAAUCUGUGAGCCUGAGUUUGUAUAUCAUCGACAAAUGCUUACAAAAGUAUUCAUGCUUAUUACCACUAUCGACGAUAUAUACGAUUUAUAUGGGACACUGGAGGAGCUCCAACUAUUCACAGUUAUUGUUGAAAAAUGGGACGUGAAUCGUCUCGAAGAACUUCCCAAGUACAUGAAGUUGUGUUUUCUAUGCCUCAUCAACGAAAUUAAUCAGAUUGGAUAUAUAAUUCUAAGAGACAAAGGAUUUAAUGCCAUUCCUUACCUCAGAAAAUCCUGGGCAGAUAUGUGUACAGCGUUUUUAAAAGAGGCAAAGUGGUACAGAAGUAGUUACAAACCUAACCUCGAAGAGUACAUGGAAAAUGGUUGGCUCUCAAGUUCUGUCCCUACAAUACUGCUCCACUUGCUAUGUCUCUUCCUCGACCAAAACCUAGACGUUCUUUUCUCCUACCACCAUCAUGUUAUUCGAAACUCUGCCACAAUCCUCCGACUCGCUAACGAUCUCGCCACUUCUUCGAAGGAAUUGGCGAGAGGCGACAAUAUGAAGUCCGUACAAUGUCACAUGCAUGAAAAUGGAUCUCCAGAGGCAGAGUCACGUGCGCACAUUCGAGAAAUGAUCGGUGUGGCUUGGGAAGACUUGAACUUUGAAAGAAAGAGUUGCUGGCUACAUCAAGGUUUCGUAGAAGCGGCAGCUAACCUUGGACGCGUGGCCCAGUGCGUUUAUCAGUAUGGUGAUGGCUAUGGCUGUCCCGAAAUGGCUAAGACCGUCGAUCAUGUCCGAUCCUUGCUCGUCCACCCUGUCCCAUUCGAUUAA
This is a messenger RNA of Eruca vesicaria subsp. sativa (arugula), 1644 nucleotides long. NCBI's taxonomy places the organism in Eukaryota, Viridiplantae, Streptophyta, Magnoliopsida, Brassicales, Brassicaceae. The record is from the annotation of a GenBank genome assembly.